Belonocnema kinseyi is the source of this 2313-nucleotide messenger RNA. RefSeq lists its product as uncharacterized. The record is from RefSeq and is a predicted model, not a curated record. The coding region runs from base 199 to 1008 and encodes 269 amino acids. NCBI's taxonomy places the organism in Eukaryota, Metazoa, Arthropoda, Insecta, Hymenoptera, Cynipidae. The transcript has 2 exons. Gene Ontology annotation, molecular function: nucleic acid binding; zinc ion binding.
GAGCCGUGAGUGAGAUCACACUCGUCGACUCGUCUCUUUUUUGUUGUUCCCGAGACGACACACGCGUAGUUUGAGUUUAAUUUUGUAUCUGUUGUAAAUUUUAUGGAUUAAAAACUGUGUUUUGAGGACGGCCAUCGCAAGGAAUUUAGUUCUUCUUUGUGGUACAAACUCUACCAAAGUUUCCGUUUAACUCUAGCUAUGGAAGGUAUGGAUCCCAGGGAUGAGCUAAUUAGGGACCAAAGGGAUAGCCUCAUCCUAGCGAGAGAAAGAAUUGCCAAAUUAGAGAUGAGAUUAGAGAGGUAUAAGGAGGCGAAUUUAAGACUUGACCGCGAAAAUGAGCAAUACGAGGCGACUCUGAAGAUGUACAUCGAUCGAGAAAGAGACAGGAAUCGGAUGAACAGCGAGUGGAUGGAGGAAGACCAGACUGGGACCGAAAUUAAUACAAAUUUUCGGUACGAUGAGCCUUACUCCAUUGGCUCUCAGGAUCUCGAGCGGAGGCGACCCCAAAUCUUAAAUUUCUUAAGCACAGCCCAAGACAGCGAGGCAGGCUCAGCCCACGGUCCACUACCAAGGCGAGAAAGAAAUCUCCACGGCAUACCUAGAUUUGAGCCGUAUAAUCCCAGCCAGCGACCCAGCUAUGUACGGAUGAGGACACCAGAAAGAAAUCCAACUGGGUCAUCAUGUUCGGACACCUCUAGAACAGACCCAACACGUCCGCGGAGCGACAUCCCCUCGCUCUUUGACCUGAAGCUGCAAGCACCAGCAGGGCUACGCAACGAGACGCUCCACUGGUUGAAGGAAGAUGCCAGAGCAGGAUGCUGGAAUUGUGGAAGUACAGGCCACUGUUACCAGGAUUGCAUGGAGGGUAACAGAGCAAUCUUCUGUCACGGCUGCGGUGAACCCGGAGUGCGGACUCGAAGCUGUCCCUUCUGCAGAAAGGAUGAUCAGCCGAUCCUCAACCCUCUUAUGACCCAAAAUUUCCCUGAACAAUGGAACCCUUACCCCUAAUAAACCCUAUGACCCUGUACUCAAUAAAUGUACCUCUGACCUCAACAUUACCAGAGUUUUGAACACUUAUCCCCAGUAUGUCCCUUUUAAGCUUUAAAAAUUCUACCCGUUUAGGACCCUGAUUAAAACCCAACUGAAUCCACUUAUGGAUUCAGUGGGAUUUAGAACCACUUAUUCGUAACCCCUUUUGACCCUAGUUUCUGCCAAAAAUACAUUUUGAUUAUUCAUUGUCCUCAUGCCUAUUAACGUUAUUUUUCUUGGUUGAUUUUGCUAUUUUCUAUUGCAUAUCUACUUUUUCACUGAUUGAUGAUCGCUAUGAUUCUUAUUUUAUUUUGUGCCUAUUGCAUUAUUCGCGAUCAAUUUCCGAAUAUUGCUGUUCUCAUGUUGAUUUUGAGGUUACCCUUCUGAUUGUUAAAUCACGACCACGCCUUAAAGUUUGAUUAUACUUUGUGAUUUGGCCCUUCGAACCCUCUUUUUGACCAUUACUAUAACAAUGAACUAAACUUUUUAUUAUUCUUUUUGAUAACCCUUUGGAGCCCUUUUUUAUCAAUUCUGAGUACCUAUUUGUUUUAUGAAUUGUGACUAUCUUUUUGUUUGCUCCUUUUGGUUACCCAUUUUUUAUUUUAAUUACGACCACCCCGAUAAAAAUGACCUGAUUAUAAAUUGUAGUUACCUCUUUUUGAUUACUCUUUUCUCUGUUGUAACUGUGACCAUUUUUUUUUAAUUUGACCAUUCCGUAGAAUUCUGAUUACCCUUUUUUGAAUUACCCUUUUCAAGUUAUAUGAGACUAUCCCCUUUAACCAUGGGCAAGCCCUAUAAUUUGGUUCCCCUUUUUAUAGUAUUACCCCCUUUCUUGAUUACCCUAUUGAUUAAACUUAACUUAUGACUAUACCCUCUGUUUUGACCCAUUUUGGUUCAGCCCUCGAUUGCCCCUUUUUACAUGAACUUUUGUUGUUGAUAUAUUCUGAUUUUGAUUACCCCCUUUCCUCUCCGAACAUGGUUAUACCCCUAUGAGUACGAUUACGAUGAUCGGAUUGGGUAACCUAAAAAAUUAGUAGAUGUUUACUAAAAGGUUAUGUCAACAUUUCCGUAGGUAAUUUUAUUUAGAAAAACUUCGUUGAGUAAACGAAAGGAAGGACCUAAAAUCUUAUAGAUUAGUUAGGUUAGGAUAUAGAAUUAGUUGUAUAUAUGUAAAUUGUGAGCUUUGAGGUGUCACUUUUCUGAAAAAGAUUAUGUAACUUAGCGUAGAACUUUCAUAGUAGAUGCUGCUAGGAAGAUACAUAUUAUGGGAAAUUAAUAAACUUA